This is a messenger RNA of Meriones unguiculatus (Mongolian gerbil), 2206 nucleotides long. RefSeq names its product DnaJ heat shock protein family (Hsp40) member C5 gamma (gene Dnajc5g). The record is from RefSeq and is a predicted model, not a curated record. Lineage: Eukaryota; Metazoa; Chordata; Mammalia; Rodentia; Muridae. The transcript has 6 exons. Bases 356 to 892 code for a protein of 178 amino acids.
UGCCGACACUGUGGGAUGAAGGGGGGCGGGGAAUUGGAUUGCGCAUCCUCAGCCGUGACAGUCCGCGGGGAGGAGGGGAGAGGGGGGAGGAACGAGCUGGGCGGAGAGGGGUGGACGUCAGUGAGCCCAGGCAAGGGGCCCACCGUCCGCGCCCUUAGGAACACAUCGAACCUCCUCAGCUGAAGGUCCUGGGACUGACACCUGUCCCCGACACGGUGGCUGCAAACAAGGAGGUCGUGUGUGCGCGCACCCAGAAGGCAAACCAAACAAAAAUGAGAAAGUCAAAGAAACUGCGAGCGCGCCACAGGCUCUGGAAGUGACGGGGUUCAGGCGGGAGAGCUUCGCGGAGGAGAGCAUGCCUCCUGCCAAUGAUGCAACCCAGCAACUAUCACAGACUGGGACAAGCCUCUAUGCAGUGCUGGAACUAAAGAAGGGUGCCCAGCCUGAAGAGAUCAAAAAAGCCUACAGGAAACUGGCCUUGCAGUAUCAUCCGGACAAGAAUCCAGGGGACCCUCAAGCAGCAGAAUUCUUCAAAGAGAUCAACACAGCCCAUGCUGUACUCAGUGACCCCACAAAGAAGAAAAUCUAUGACCAGCAUGGCUCACUAGGACUAUACCUGUUUGACCACUUGGGUGAAGAUGGCGUCAGAUACUAUUUUAUAGGGAACAGUUGCUGGUUCAAGACACUUGUCAUCCUUUGUUGCCUGCUGACUUGUUGCUUCUGCUGCUGCUGCUGCUGCUGUUUCUGCUGUGGCAGCCUAGCUCCACCGCCUGAGGACACUGUCAGGAGGCAACAGGAAGCUUCCAAGAAUCAACAAACGAAUGUCCAUUCUCAGCCUACAAGAGUAGGAGGACAACGUCGAACUAAACUGGAAGAUGAAGACAGUUAUUGAGGAAAGGUGGAAAGGAAUGAGGUGCUGGCCCUGUGAGCGUGCCCUGCUAUUCAGCCCAUUGGACACAUUGAAGAGAGGAGCAAGUAGCCCUGCCCUGACAUUGACUGAUUGGAUUCCGCUUCUUAAAAACAAUCCCUGCAUCAGAAGCGACGGUGCCAUCCAUCCUAGGAGUGACAUCUUUGCCCUCUAUGGUGCCAGCGAGCCCAUCCCCACAGAACCUUCCAAACGCUCUUCUUUUUAGCUCUGGCUCUGCUCCCACCUUAUCCACAUGAGGUCUGGAGCCAUAGUGGCAAUUGUCCAGUGGGCACUUGUCAAGGUCAGGCAGGUUCCUGAGCGCGUAGUGAUAACCUCGCCGAGAUCCUGGUCGCCAAGCAAGGUGGCUCCCAUCCUGAGAGCUACUGGACCACUUACUUCCCCUUCAUUGCAACUUUGUGCACAAUGAACUAGUGUCGGCCUCAUUUCUUAGCAGCACGCCGUUGGGAGGCUGGUCCCUACAGCACUGGCAUGGACACGCCGUUCAUAAGACAGUGUGGGGGUGUGAGUACAUUUGAGGUCUGUGGCUUACCCUAGGCCCUGUGCACGCUAUCAGCCGUGGGCCUGUGGACAGGCUGCAGCCCAUACAGUAGUGCCUGCUGCCUCCAUCCUGCCAACCCCAUAUAACUUGUUUUUAACACGGGCACGAGAUGCAAUGUGAGCACAGUGUGCUGUAUGCUGAGGGGUUCACCUCUCCUCUUUGCGCUACUGUUGGCUUGGCAUCCUGUCUGUAUCCUCUUUGCCAUUUCUUCCUUACCUGUGUGGGCCUAGGAAGCCUCCAACCUCUGAGCCCUCACUGGAAGAAGGGCUAAUGCAUGUCAAUAAGGAAGGUUUGUCCAGUUCCAGUGUGUGUUGGAACCCAAAGGACAAGUUGUGUGUCCUUUGGGUUGGGACAGAGAAAAAGACCAGUGACUAUUGCUCAUGUCUGAUGAGGCCUGCAUGGCCAGUAGAGUCGAUGGGUCACUGUGGAGCGGGGGAUAAAGAUGCCCAGAGCCCAGUGGUGGUGACCUUGUCGGUGCCCCAAGAUUUCUCUGCAGUCUGAUUCACUGGUGUCCAAUAUAAAUUUAAGACAUGCGGAUUUUUUUCUAGCUAGACCUGUUUCUCACCUCUCUGUGUUUCUAUCUCUUUCUCUCUCUCUCUCUCUCUCUCUCUCUCUCUCUCUCUCUCUCCCUCCCUCCCCCCUCUUUUUCUCUAGCCCUGGCUGUCCUGGACUGUCUUUGUAGACCAGGGUAGUCAGUGCCUCUGUCUCUUGAGUGCUGGGAUUAAAAGCAUGUAUCACCA